AUGGCAAAAUCUCAAGAAGCUCCUCUCAAUCCCUAUCAACAGUUGAUCAAUGCAUGUGGGAAUGACUCAAAAGCAAUCCAAGAAGUUUACCAAAAGCAUCGAUCUCUCCGGAAUGAAAAGUUCCGAAAAAAGCUCUCAGACCCUAGUUUUAGAGAAUGGGCGUUCGAUGAGGUGUUGGAGCAAUUGCUUGCGGGGGUUGGAAACGACCCAAGAAAUAAUCUUUCCUUCUGGGCAAGACCACCAAAACAUAUCCGGGAGUUAGUCCAUGAGAUCCAAAAGGAGAUCGCAGCCGUGGCAGGCCCAUGCCUCUGGCUCGUGCCCUCAGACCAUCUCCAUAUGACAACUGUUGAAAUGAUGUCGUCAGUUACACCACCAAUGAUAGAUGAUACAAUCAGUUUUCUCAAAGGGAGUUUGCCAUUGGAGGAGGUCGUGGAAUAUACACACACACACAGUCCGAGGCUCGUUCGUCCGAUCAUUAGCUACGAUGCUGCUGCCAUGGCCCUGAGUUUUGUUCCGGCUUCAGGAGAGCCAGCCAGUAGGCCAGGAUAUACAGGUAAAGACAAUUACACUUACCAUCAUCUGCGAAGUGAUCUUUACGAUAUUGUUUCUUCAACUGGUCGACAGUUUGAGUCCCGGUAUCUCGUGCCUUCGGCGCAUGUAACUAUUGCUCGGUUUGCCGUGCCCCCUGGCUACGACAAGUCAGUCGAGCUAGAUGGUCUUUGCAAAAGAGCCUCUGCAAUAGUUGAUAAAAUCGAGAAAAUCAACCAGGAGUUGCAAUCGGACGAGUGGAAGAGAUUUGGGAAUUCAUCGCGAGGUGAAUGGAUAAUUGGUCAGGAAACAGGACUUGAGCUCAACAAGGGCUCAUCCUGUGGUUUAGUGCAUACCCGAAUAGGGCCUAAGCGAACGAAAUCCCACAACCCAACCGUCCGCUUGAUCUCUUCGACAAGCGACAAUCUAACGACCACCACCGCGCUAUCCGGCAAUACCGUCCAUUCGAAAAUCCCGCUCCGAAUUCGAGGUAUUGUGUGCGAUAUGGAGGGUUUGAAUAUCUGUGCCGAACUAGAGACCGUCAACAUCCCGAAAACCCGCCGGACCUACUGCAAGUCCAAGGACUGCCACAAGCACCAGACUCACAAGGUCACCCAGUACAAGGCUGGAAAGGCCUCCCUGUUUGCCCAGGGUAAGCGCCGUUACGACCGAAAGCAGAGCGGUUACGGUGGUCAGACCAAGCCUGUCUUCCACAAGAAGGCUAAGACCACCAAGAAGGUUGUCCUGCGUCUCGAGUGCACUGCCUGCAAGGCCAAGAAGCAGCUUGCCCUCAAGCGCUGCAAGCACUUCGAGCUUGGUGGUGACAAGAAGACCAAGGGUGCUGCCCUUGUUUUCUAG
Penicillium taxi is the source of this 1386-nucleotide messenger RNA. Its product is annotated as 60S ribosomal eL42 domain-containing protein. Gene Ontology annotation, biological process: translation. The record is from RefSeq and is a predicted model, not a curated record. Lineage: Eukaryota; Fungi; Ascomycota; Eurotiomycetes; Eurotiales; Aspergillaceae. Gene Ontology annotation, cellular component: cytosolic large ribosomal subunit; ribosome. Gene Ontology annotation, molecular function: structural constituent of ribosome. The transcript has 8 exons. The coding region runs from base 1 to 1386 and encodes 461 amino acids.